This is a messenger RNA of Harmonia axyridis, 1978 nucleotides long. RefSeq lists its product as uncharacterized. The record is from RefSeq and is a predicted model, not a curated record. Gene Ontology annotation, biological process: rRNA methylation; transcription initiation at mitochondrial promoter. NCBI's taxonomy places the organism in Eukaryota, Metazoa, Arthropoda, Insecta, Coleoptera, Coccinellidae. The transcript is spliced from 7 exons. Gene Ontology annotation, cellular component: mitochondrial matrix. The coding region runs from base 566 to 1891 and encodes 441 amino acids. Gene Ontology annotation, molecular function: mitochondrial transcription factor activity; rRNA (adenine-N6,N6-)-dimethyltransferase activity.
GUGUUCAAAAAAACGCAUAUCUUCGCUUUUACCUUUACCUAAGAUGUCUAAAAACAUCUUACCUUUACCUACGUUCUGAUUCUUCUCUGCAAGUAUCAGAAUCGACAUUCGAUGAGAACUAAGCGAUACACUAGGAUUUAGGAAGUCCAUUACUGAGAUGUCUUGAAUUAAUUUCUGGAGUGUCCAUUGAUUAGGUACUUAACAGAUAAUUCAGAUGAAGUGAUGGCGUUACAUGAAGAAAUUAUCAUACUUUGAUAGAAAUGACAGCCAGAACUAUUGUUGAAGUUUGAAGUCCUUUGAACAAAAAGGAGCCUGGUCCCAAAAAUAGAGUCGGAUCUUGAACUUCAAAAAAGUUUAUUAUUUUAAAUAUGCAACUACAUCAUUUUGUAAUAUGCCUUCUGUUCGAUACGCCACUGGUUGUUGAAGAAAUUUAUAGUAGUUCAAAUGAUUCAUGCUCUACAAUUUAACCUUACUCUUACUUUACUAGUUACUUCAUCUAUAAUUUCAAAUGUUGACUAUUUGAAAUCAUACCUCUUGUAAAUCAUUUUUUAGUACAAAAUUCAAAAUGAUGAAAAAAAAUUGUUUAAUUUAUUUCAACUCAAAUUUCUUAUUAUGCUCAAAACGACUUUACUCAACUACAAUAGCGCAAAAACUUGAAGAUCAAAAAGAAUACGUUCCUCUUAAGUUUACAGAUGUACCAAUUAAUCCUCAACUAUGCUGCAUUAACUCGAAACAGGUCUUUUCUAAGAUAAAGAGUCAAAUACCAGCAGACUUGCUUACUAGAAAAAAAUCAUAUGAUUCAUUAUAUCUCAUUGAUCCUUUAGUCGCUAGAAAAGUAGUAGCUGAAAUUCUACCUUAUCUGAAUACGAAUGCGAAACAAGUCAUAGCAGAAUGUCAUCCUGGCUUAGGAUUGAUUACAAGACUUCUAUUAAAAAAAGGAAUUGAACCAAUAAAACUUUUUGAACCAUCAGAAUCGUUCCGAAAAUUGUUGAAGAAAUUGGUAUCUAGAAAUCGGAAUAAAUUACAAUUGUAUUCCAAAAACUUGUUGAAUUUAUCAAAGUUUAAUUAUUCAGACAGACAGGAUGAUGGUGUUAGAGAGGAAACACUUCUGAAAAAUGUUCCUAAAAAAGGCUGGACUGAUGACCCAGCCUUAUCAAUAAUAGGACCAUUAUUAAGUGAUAAAUUUCUUAAAUACAUAAUUAAUACCAUACCAAACCAAACAUCUUUAUCUUCAUAUGGUAGAACAGAAACAUUUUUGAUUAUGAAACCAUAUCAAUAUUUGUCACUAUCAACUGAACAAGAUUUAUAUUUGAAGCGUUAUAAUUAUAUAACUGUUAUGUUCAAUUUAUUCUUUGAAUAUAAAUUAUUGACAAAACUACCUAGGGCAGCUUUUUUACCAUGGGAAAAUAUUGAAAGCUGUGAUCUAGAUAAGCCGCACAACACAGACAAGGAUAGUUUAUAUCUCGUUCGUGCUGUAAUAAAAAAGGAUCUCCCAUUACCUUUCCAUGAUUUAUUGCCAUUUUAUUGUUUUAUGAAGAAAUUUUUCAACAGGUCACAUAGAAUAAUACCUGUAUUAGAAGUAUGCGUUCCUGGUUGCGGAAAACACAUUAUAGUACCACAACUACAUCAUGAAGAUUACUUCAAGCAUAUUGGAAUUUUCACAGAAUUCAGGGAAUUGACACCAAAUCAAAUUUUGGGUGUUUUCAGAGAAAUUCACCAACAUCCCAAUUACAUCGGAAGUCCUCUAUUUGAAAUGGUUGAGGCAGAAACAGUAAGGACAGAAAAAUUGGAAUCAAUUUAUAUAUCCGAACAUGAAAAUACAUUGAUAGAUGAAAUAGAAGACCUAGACCUAGAUGACCAUUUUUUAGAAGAAGAAUUGCAUGAAGACUGAUUAUUAUAUAUUCUUUUGUAAAAAGUUACAUUUUAAUCUUUUAUUGUUGUUUCAUCAAAAUAUUUAUUAAACUUUUUCCAUUGGUAA